Monodelphis domestica (gray short-tailed opossum) is the source of this 3055-nucleotide messenger RNA. RefSeq names its product myostatin (gene MSTN). NCBI's taxonomy places the organism in Eukaryota, Metazoa, Chordata, Mammalia, Didelphimorphia, Didelphidae. Gene Ontology annotation, molecular function: growth factor activity; cytokine activity. The record is from RefSeq and is a predicted model, not a curated record. Gene Ontology annotation, cellular component: extracellular region.
GGAAUACAGUAUAAAAGAUUCACUGGUGUGGCAAGUUGUCUCUCAGGCACUACAUGCAUUAAAAAAGUGGUUUGGUGUUACAUGCAAAGAAGAGCAAAGAAAAAAAAAGGGGAAGACUGUAUUGAUUGCAAGAUCAUGCAAAAAUUACAAAUCUAUGUUUAUAUUUACCUGUUUAUGCUGAUUGUAGCUGGUCCUGUGGAUCUCAAUGAGAGCAGCGAGCAAAAAGAGAAUGUGGAAAAAGAUGGACUAUGUAAUGCAUGUACAUGGAGACAAAACACCAAAUCUUCAAGAAUAGAAGCCAUCAAAAUUCAAAUCCUUAGCAAACUUCGGCUAGAAACAGCUCCUAAUAUUAGCAGGGAUGCUAUAAAACAACUUUUACCCAAAGCUCCUCCACUCCGAGAACUGAUUGAUCAGUAUGAUGUCCAGAGAGAUGACAGCAGUGAUGGUUCUUUGGAAGAUGAUGAUUAUCAUGCUACAACUGAAACAAUUAUUACUAUGCCUACGGAGUCUGAUUUUCUAAUGCAAGUGGAAGGAAAACCCAAAUGUUGCUUCUUUAAAUUUAGCUCUAAAAUUCAGUAUAAUAAAGUAGUAAAGGCUCAACUAUGGAUAUAUCUGAGGCCCGUCAAGAAAUCUACAACAGUGUUUGUGCAAAUCCUGAGACUCAUCAAACCCAUGAAAGAUGGUACAAGAUAUACUGGAAUUCGAUCUCUGAAACUUGACAUGAACCCGGGCACUGGUAUUUGGCAGAGUAUUGAUGUGAAGACAGUAUUGCAAAAUUGGCUCAAACAACCUGAAUCCAACUUAGGCAUUGAAAUCAAAGCUUUAGAUGAGAAUGGUCAUGAUCUUGCAGUCACCUUCCCAGGACUAGGUGAAGAUGGACUGAACCCCUUUUUAGAGGUCAGAGUCACAGAUACACCAAAAAGAUCUAGAAGAGAUUUUGGUCUUGAUUGUGAUGAACAUUCAACAGAAUCUCGAUGCUGCCGUUACCCACUAACAGUAGAUUUUGAAGCUUUUGGAUGGGACUGGAUUAUUGCACCCAAAAGAUAUAAGGCUAACUACUGCUCUGGAGAAUGUGAAUUUGUAUUUCUACAAAAAUAUCCUCACACUCAUCUUGUUCAUCAAGCAAAUCCUAGAGGUUCAGCAGGACCUUGCUGUACUCCUACUAAGAUGUCCCCAAUAAAUAUGUUAUAUUUUAAUGGAAAAGAACAAAUAAUAUAUGGAAAAAUUCCAGCCAUGGUAGUAGAUCGUUGUGGGUGCUCAUGAGCUUUGUAUUAGUUUAUUACUUCAUAAAAUAUGGAAGGUUUCCCCUCAACAAUUUUUGAAACUGUGAAAUCAUGUACAAUAGGCUCUGUAAGGCCUAGAGUACACUACAGAUUCACCAAGGCACAAGCAACCAUAUAUGAACUAGAAGAAGAGAAUAUAUGCAAUGGUUGGUAUUUAACCUUCAAAAGAAAAAUUACAAUCAAAAUAGUAUAAUUUCCUUUGUAAAUAGGAAAGAAAUAACAUUUCAUAUGUGAUCAUCUAUCAUCAUAUGCAGGUAAAUAAAAGCAACUCUCCUUGUGUCCCAAUGAAUUAAAGAAGUGAACUUUAAAAUACAAUUCUUCACAGCUUUACUUAAUAUCAAUUAGAAAAUUUUUAUAGAGUAAUGGGAAAAUGUAGAGUUGUUGUAUACCAUCAUUUGAUUUUUCCUCAAACACUUGAAUUACUAGUGUAUGACAGUAUACUUGGUAAGAUGAAAUUCCAUGAAAAUAGAAGAAUACAGAAAUUAAGGAUGGUACACUGUGCAUGUUUCCAUUCCUCUGAUUAGUACAGUAUGUUAAUAAUCCAUAACAAUGGUGCUAAAACAACGGACUGAAUGAAAGAUGUUAUCUGGUUGAAAGUAUCAAGCAAAAUAUAAAGCUGACCCUUUACUCAGGUACCUUCAAAUGGAGUAGGGUUUCUUUAAAGAAAAGACAACAAUUUCUUUCAGUUGUCAGCUUUCAAGUUUGUAAGAUCCCUGGACAGCCUGCAUUCUACUAAAAGGCAACAAGACACUAAACACUUGACAAACUUUUAAGUGCUAUCUAAAGAUCAACUAAUUUUUUUAUAAUUAAUGACAAGUAUAAAUCUUAAUUCAAAAUUCAAAAAUUUAGCCUGCUUUUACAUUACUUCAGUUUGCACUAAAACCAACCAAUGCAAAUCAAUGGUUCUAUCAAUGUUGUAUAAAAAUACUUUGAUACAAUUGCAUUUAUGUAAUAUGUAUACAAGACUUUUGUAAAUAAUGUUUCCUUUUUUAUUUACUGUUGGUAUAUGUUUAUACCAAGAAAACUUCAAAUUAUGUAUUAAGGCACAAAACAUGUCUUCAAUUAUGAAACAUGAUUGCUUGCAGAGCAAAUUUUAUUAGCAAUUAAAUAGUGGACUUGAAAAAAAUCAUAUGCCAAUAGUUAGAUGGUUACAUUACAAUCGUUUUAUAUUUUUUUACAUUACUGGCAUCCUCUUAUGGAGUCACAAUGGCUGUAUAAUGUGAAUAUACAAUUUCAAUGGUUUACUGUCAAUAUAAUAAAACCUUAACGUUCCAUGAUUUUUAAUACUGUACUGAAAAACAUUAUUGACCAUACCAAAAAGCUUUAAUUUCAUUGUCUCUACAGGCAGAAAAAUGAAUUGUUGAUCUUUUCAAUAAAAUAUUGUAAACUUUAUUUUGUAAGUCUAUACUAAAUGUACUUCUUCAUAUACUAUUUUAUAAAUCAAGACUUUUAAAAUUGGCUUAAAUGUAUUUAUUGCAAAAAAAGAAAUUUUUAGCAUCAAAUAUGUAGAAAAUCAGCAUAAAUUGUUAAAAUAUUUUCAUCUUUAUAGUAUGAUGCAAAAAUUCUUAUGUUGCAAUGAUGUAUUCUGGAUUUCUGGUUUUCAACUUAUCAUUCUUUAUUGUUUGAGAUUAUAGUAAAAUAUCAACCUGUUAAUUUUCUUUCUCAUUUCCCCUCUAAAUUAUAUUUUAUAAAAUUCUAAAUAUUUAACAUUAAAAUUUUUAUUCAAAAUUAAAAACACAAAUUACUCAUUUACAAAGAUUGGAAAUUGUAAA